Molecule: messenger RNA, 1421 nt
Organism: Hibiscus syriacus
Lineage: Eukaryota; Viridiplantae; Streptophyta; Magnoliopsida; Malvales; Malvaceae
Product: hydroxyacylglutathione hydrolase 1, mitochondrial-like
Exons: 8
Coding region: 143-1162 (339 amino acids)
Molecular function (GO): hydroxyacylglutathione hydrolase activity
Source: RefSeq, a predicted model, not a curated record
GCCCAAUUAUUUGUUGAACAUAGCUACUUCAGGAGAAAAAGAAUGAAAAUUGGACCAACAUCGGCUUCAAGUCAUUGAAAGAAUCCUUGACUUCGAUUGGAACUUCGGUUCUGAUAAUUUUGUUUUUAUUAUAUGUGGAAUUAUGGAUAUCCAAGCUGUGAGAUCGUUUCAUGCAGAGUAUUGGUGUUUCCAUGAAAAAGUUAGAUAUUGGUGGUUUAGGAUCUCGAUUGUGAGGAGUGGGCUCUGUGUCUGGCCAGGCAAGAGGCAACUUUGCAUUAGAAAGGGUCUUGUGUAUGGCCUUAUGCGCUUACUAUCAAUUCCCUUCAAAACCUUGCGUGGAGCGAGUCGAUCUCUUAGGAUUGCAGAGUUUUGCAGUGUUUCAAAUAUGUCUUCCUCAUUACAAAUUGAGUUGGUACCAUGUCUUGGAGACAAUUAUGCGUAUCUUUUACAUGACGUGGACACGGGCACAGUUGGAGUCGUUGAUCCUUCAGAAGCAGAGCCAGUUAUUGAUGCUUUGAGCCGUAAAGACUGGAAUUUGACUUAUAUAUUGAAUACCCACCACCAUCACGACCACACAGGUGGGAAUACAGAGUUAAAAGCAAGGUAUGGUGCAAAGGUGAUUGGUUCUGGAAUAGACAAGGAUAGGAUUCCCGGAAUUGAUAUUCUUCUAAAUGAUGGGGAAAAGUGGAUGUUUGCAGGUCAUGAGGUAAAAAUCAUGGAAACUCCUGGUCACACCCGAGGCCAUAUUAGCUUCUAUUUUCCUGGUUCUCGGGCAAUAUUUACCGGAGACACUUUGUUCAGCUUAUCAUGUGGCAAGCUUUUGGAAGGAACCCCGGAGCAGAUGCUUUCUUCUCUACAGCGGAUUAUGUUGCUGCCUGAUGAUACAAAUAUAUAUGGUGGUAAUGAAUUUACUAUGAGUAAUUUGAAAUUUGCUUUAUCUAUAGAGCCCAAGAAUGAUGCUCUUCAGGCUUAUGCAACCCAUGUAGCUCACCUUCGCAACAAGGGAUUGCCUACGAUUCCAAGUACAUUAAAGAUGGAGAAGGCAUGCAAUCCAUUCCUCCGGACAUCAAAUGCAGAAAUCCGGCAGGUAUUAGAAAUUCCGCCGACUGCAAAUGAUGCAGAAGCCUUGGGUGUCAUAUGUCGAUCAAAGGAUAACUUCUAGGACUACUUACAUACAUAGCUAUUACAUAUAUGGUUACUUCAUUCCGUUUGUGUAUAGCUGAAUUGAUGGUUGCUCUUCCAUUCUGAAACGAUCAAACAUCACCAAUGUUUAUCAUUUCCAUGUCCAUAUGAUUUAUUUUUUUGAAACUUGAAUAUCGUAAGCAAAUCUCAACAUAUUAUUUGCUUAUUGAUCAUGUUCAAUCUUUUUGGCCUUUUGGUAAUAAAAUGCUUGACAACAUUUUGAUUCCUGCUUUUUUGAU